ACAGCUGAUAAAAACACCACAAUAAUCCACAAAUAAUCCACAAGUGAUGUAAUGCUACAUUUCUCCAAAUCUGUGCUAAUGAAGAAGCAAACUCGCCUGCAUCUUUGAUAACCUGAUAAGAUAUUUGUGAUAUGAAAAUGUUUAUUUGUCAGAUUUGUAUCCUUUGUGACUGUCCUCUUCAUGGACAUUUCUAAAUAGCAUGUGUUGCUAUGGAAUUUAGAAUGUUUCUGCAUGUAUGACAUCAUAAGGGUUCUUUGACUCUGAAGUGACAUUUCUAGAGAAUGCAGAAGAUUCACUUUUUAUAUUUUGAAGGCCACAACACACUGUCUCUACUAAAUGGCUUUUGCAUUUCUUUUGGGCUGGCUUUUGAUUCUGGGUUCGUGUCCCAGUGUGUGGUCCUGUCUGCAGUGUGACCAGGUGAUUCGUAAUGUGCAUGAAGACUUCCUGUCCUCUGUCAAAGACAUCACUGUCCGUGAUCAGAUCGAACUGCAGCAAAUCAUUGAGCACGCUUAUGUCAACUAUCGGGACACCAGCAGACUGUUUCAUGGAAUCAUAGAUCCUACAACACUCUAUCGUGCUCGGACAGAAUAUCAGAGUGAAUUUAAGAGGCACUGGAAAGAAGACAGGACAGAUUCUAUUCAGUGGGAUAUGAUUAAUAUUGUGGAGAAAGGAAAGAGAAUCCUUCGGAAGCAUUUGGAGGUUUUUGUUGCCCAAGGUCUGUGUCCAAAUAAAUGUGGGCUAUUGUAUCAAAGAGUGAUGAACUGCACUUCCUGUCAGUAUGGGCUCUAUACGUGUUUGUCAGCCACGCCGCCUCUAGACUGUGGAGAGCAUCAUCUCGAGGCAGAUGAAGGAGAGGAGGUGGUGCUGGACUGUUUCCUGCCCUGGCACGCUCUUAUAGUUGGACAGACCGAGUACCAUUACUCCUGGCAUCCUGGAGAGAAGAAUCUGUCACAAGACGGGGAGUAUGAAGUGCUGGUGGUGACAGAGGAGUCUAAAAUAGUUCUCAAUCAGCUGAAAGUCAAUGAGGAAGGCACGUACCGCUGCCUCCUACAGGAUCAAAAGGACACUGCACUGUCCCGCAUGUAUUUCAAACUGAAAGUCAACCCACUGCCAUCUACAACCCCUAGACUGAUGGUGACAUUUCCGUCCCUGCCCUCGGGUUAUGAUGCCACACUUCACAUCCUCCAGAGGAGCAGUUUUAUCAUUAUACUGAGUUUACUGACUGUACUCAGCAUCACAGGCAGCCUUGUCAUCAUAGUGAACCUCAGACUGACCAUGAAGCGGCAGGACGACACGAGAGACAGCAGGAGAAGAGGAGAGGAGGAGGAUGGGGAGGACAUCGAGCUGAUGAGUGUGACAGAAUGAGGGAUGUGAUCCAAAGAGACACAUGAAUAAAAGACCACAGACACACAGAAGACUGAUGAGUUUCAAAUGUGUCCAUUUAAAAGAUCAAUAUAUGUAUAUAUGUU
This is a messenger RNA of Carassius auratus (goldfish), 1469 nucleotides long. RefSeq names its product izumo sperm-oocyte fusion 1 (gene izumo1). Lineage: Eukaryota; Metazoa; Chordata; Actinopteri; Cypriniformes; Cyprinidae. The coding region runs from base 337 to 1365 and encodes 342 amino acids. Gene Ontology annotation, biological process: sperm-egg recognition; fusion of sperm to egg plasma membrane involved in single fertilization; heterotypic cell-cell adhesion. Gene Ontology annotation, molecular function: protein binding involved in heterotypic cell-cell adhesion; signaling receptor binding. The record is from RefSeq and is a predicted model, not a curated record. The transcript has 9 exons. Gene Ontology annotation, cellular component: acrosomal membrane; plasma membrane.